Molecule: messenger RNA, 264 nt
Organism: Effrenium voratum
Lineage: Eukaryota; Dinophyceae; Suessiales; Symbiodiniaceae
Source: the annotation of a GenBank genome assembly
AUGAGCCGGCUGAAGAAGGAAAUUGCCCAGGCGGGCCUGGAUGACCCCAAGAAGAUCGCCGAGAACGAGUACUGGCUGGCGCGUUAUGGCCACAAGCGUUGGUUCCCCAAGUACGUGGACCAGUCCGGCGCCAAGGGCCAGGGCGGCCUCUUCCGCGGGCUGGCGGCCUGGUCGGGCUUUGACCCCCUGAACGAGGAGCGUGGCAAGACCUGGAUUGAGGCGGACUAUGGCAAGCCUCUCAUGAAGGACAAGGCACUGGCGUGA